GAGCAGGCGGCAGGCUCAGUGAACGUUGAGCCUGCAUUCGGUACGGUACGAACCCGGGGCGGGUACGAACGUUUGCGUGUGCGUUUGCGCGUGUGUUGUUCGGUGGUUGCGGGAAAGAAACACCCAGCACCUACCGCCCUGCUCGGGGCAGGCCUGAUGGUGGCUUACACACCCGUGGGCAGUGUGAUUUAGUUUUCGGCUUGUUACACCGUGCGACAGUUCCCGGUAGUGUAGCAAACCUGGUUUUACGCAUAAAUUUAUUUUAAUUGCAUAUCGAUUCCCGCGGUAACUUCAAGUUCAAUGGUGUCCCGAGUGAUCCUUCCAUGUUUGUCGUUCGAGUGCGUGUGUAGUUUCACUUUCUGCUCGUCCCAUUAAUACGCUACCAUUAUUGCCCGGUGCUGUUGUGAGCCCGAUAAUUAGUGCGAACAAUUAAAGAGCAAAAAUCACAACCCCACUGGUACGAUUCAACCCUCCUGCGCAACAAAGAAGAAUAGGUGUGUCUAACAAACGAACAAAAAAACACACCACGGUGACCGGUGGGCAAAUAGAUCGCGCCCGAUCGGGCAUCGCGAUAAUAUGGAGUGAAAUAUUACACCCAGCGGCUCACGCGAGUGAUAAGAUGAUAAAUUGGUGUGUGCGGCCGCCAUUAUCAUAUGUAAUCCCAGCCGGGGGGGAAACUCGAAUUGGCCGCACCCUUUCCGACGUCUCCGCCAAACAACAGACACACCAGCUGCAGCGUGUCUCAGCACCGCCCAGUCGAUUGGCGAUAAUGGAAAUGGAAAUCGUUCGAUCAGUGCUGCUCACCGUCGUGUAUUAACGCUGUAUGUGAAUUAGUAUGUGUGUUUGUGUGUAUUGAAGCUCUUUCCGGGGAAAUAUUAAGCCCAAAAAGGGGAAAUUAUACCUACAAUCAUGCAAACUGCUACCGGGAAAGGCUUCAGUUUGAAGAGGAAAUAAAGCAAAAGGUGAAAAAACGGUCGGCGCUAGUGAGAAAAAGGUGAUGAACCUUUCCCCGCACGGCUGACCACGACCUAUACGCAAUUAGCCCGCCCCAGAGUAGGGUGUAAUUUAUUGUUUUCCUAGAAGGUUAUUAUUACUAUUUGUGAAGUGCAGAGAGCGAGAGAGAGAGAGAGCGAAAGUGAAAAGGAAGGGAGUGUUUCCAAAUAAAAAGCACGAGCUACAGUUGUGACCGGCAUAAACAUCUUCUUUUCUCGUGCGUAAUGUGUGAACGAUUUCAUCUGGAUUAAGCAGACAGGCUGCUCGAAAACCCGUGUCUGAUCUCAUCAUUAACACUUCGCCCCUUUUUUUUUUGAGCUUUUCUGUAUCGUUCACCUCAGACACAGAUGCCCUCCCCAAUGAGUGGAAAUGUACUAAGCGACUGCUCGAACUAAACGAAACGAAGGGAAUGCACUGUUUCGUGUUGAACUAUCACGAUUGUACCACGCUGUAAGCGGUUUCCAUCGGGUUUCUCAACCAGUACCAUGGCUAUUUCCCUGCGACAGUUGCUGUUCCGGUCGGCAACCGGAAACGCAAGCGUGUCAACCACCGUUGCUGCCAGCGCCACCUUUACAUCUGCAGUGCAACACAAAGGAGAGUGGAGUGUAUAAAACUCCCUCAGCAGCAGCAUGCAGUGCAGGCAAUGUGCGAAAGGAAUGAUAAAUGAAAAUACCUUUCAGCGCUCUGGAGAGGAAAGUCAAAAGCCCACACCAGAGCAGCGAACUUUACCAUCAAACGGACGGAACUGUCACACGGCUCCAAAACGUAGCGCUGGCAUGCCGAAGGACUAGAAAUAGAAUCGUGUACAAAAAGCUUAACUCUCCAGGGCUCUCUCUCUCGCUCUCUCGUUCUCUUUUUGCUGCAUUUUUGUUGCAGCUUUUGUCACCAUUUCAAGCACCGAGCGAAGUGAUAUAAAAAUUCAAACUAUCAAACGAAAAAAGAGAAGAAAAAAACAUCAAAAUCCAUUCGCCCCACCGCUGGCCAGCCGCUGGCGGGUGGUGAAUUGUUACACUCCACCGUGCGGAAAGGAAAUAACUCUUGCAUAACUUUCCCACUGUCUGCUUCCCGUACGAAAUGCCCCGCCAGAAGGUGGCUGGCACCGUCCAGUGCGCUCGGUUUGCCCCAAGCAGCAGCGAACCAAAGCCGCGGAACGCAUUUUUUACAACAUUCUUCCUGUUCCCAGCACCGCCGGGCGUUGGGUUCAACUCUUGUAAAAACCCUCCUUCAGCCGAGCGCAGUGCAAGGGCCUGCAGACACGCGAAGUCGCACAAAAAGUGUCGGUGUUAUACUAAUGUCCAAUGGAUGCUUCUCUCUAUUUCCCAGUGCACCAGUGCAACCAGCGACGGAACUCACCCAGAUAGUGGCCUGUGAACGUAGUGGUGGUGGUGGUGUACUCAACGCGUAUACAAUGUUGUGUGAGCAAGUAGUGAAGUGAAAAGCAACAAGAACGGCAAUAUUUAUCUACCCCCGAAGGGUAAGACUGCCCCCCGCCUGGGACUGCAAUCCGGUGGGCCUUGUGUCUUGCCGCGGGAACUUCCGGGUGCUCGCUGCACGAUAGAUUAAAAAGCACGGAUUUUAUUGCGCAUUCUCUCGCUCGCUGCGCGUGAAGCUGUGUAGUGAAGGGAACAAUAAUUAAGUGAAAUGAUUUUUGCCUGGCAACGGCAACCGAACGGCAGCACGAACCACCCGAACGGAGGGCAGCAGCAGCAGCAUCACAACCGGUACAAUGUAACCGACCACCGUGGCGUCUGUUUUAUGGUUGUUCAACAGCAGCAGCAGCACCACUGCCGGUGGCACCGGAACGCGUAGAGCACGCCCGAGCGACGCCGACGCCGACAGCCUCCGACAAGCUUCCAGAUUUUUUGCCAAAAACAAAUGGGUGUGUUUGUGUGUUUUUUGUUUGCUACAGAAGCGCACCGCUGUACCAGCUGUUUAAGCCCAAUCCUAGCCAACAACACAAAAACACGGGGAGUCACUAAAUUAGUGGCCACCGAAGCAAAGUAAGCAAUCAAAAAAGGGCCAGCCCGGAAAAAAUAAAGUAGUGUGCGGGGAGUUUGCACAUUAAAAGCAUAAGCCGCACCACCGCAGGCAAACAAGAAAUAGUUUAUCCGUACCGGUGCCCAUCGGACCCCCUCUUCCCGCCAGGCACGAGCUGAAGCCAACCAUGAAGUCUGCCAUCCUGUAUCCGUACGGUCCGCUGCGCGCUAAUGGUUGCUGCCGGAUGCUGCACGCCAAACAUUUGGCACUAACGAGCGCCAUCUACACCCUGAACAUUUCCAUCCUGGUGGUACUGCUGUACUCGUGGCGCAUCAGCGUGAACGUGAAGAAGUACGGCGACCUGGAGGAUGUGUACUACGGCGUGCAGAUAGCGUACUUCGCCAUCAUCGGUACGCAGUGUUCGAUGAUACUGCUCAGCGUGGUGCUUAUUUUCGGCAUCUAUCGGGAGAACAUUGGACUGGUCGUGCCGUGGAUAAUCGGAUUUAUCACCUUCAUGGCACUGGAAGCGGUCGCAAUGGUCUACUCGAACGUACUGCGCGACCACGUGAACCGGCAGUUCGAUUCGCUCUGCAAGGCGGAGGUGGCGUUCUUCGUAUCGCGCGCCAUCAUCAAUAUAAUGGCGAUGUGGGCGGUGACGCGCUUCUACAACCUGCUGCGCGCCGGCGUUACCUGGAAGGGCCCGGAGCUGAUCGAGCUAUGACACAACUCGAACGAGACGGAAAAGACGCUCGCGUCCUUCCGCGAAGAGACGCGCCUGAUCGUGCGCAUACCGGCGUGCGACGGCGACGCUGCCGAGCUGGGCCGCGACGGUGACGACGACGGGACGACCGACACGGAUGACAAUAUGAUCGGGGAAGGCCUGCGGCGGCCGCCGGCCGCCCUGACCCAUCAGCGGACCGGUCUGUACCGAUGGCCGGGCGAGGAGGAGGACGAACCGGAGGAGGGCAAGAGUGCGGGCAGUGGUAGCGAGGAGGACGACUCGCUGCUGGUUGCGUACGACAGCAACUCGGUCGCGUCCGUUUGACAAUAUCGCAAGCUCCUGCGGUACGCGGUGGCAGAGCUGCGGCGCCAGGCGGACAGUGCCGUGCUGCUGUUUAUGAUUAUAUUUUUUAUCGAGGUGUACGCGCAGAUAUUUAUAUUUUUCUAGAGAAUGUAGCAACGCUCGUACCGCAGGCGCUGGAGAGAAAGAGAGAGAGAGGGUGAUUUUGGUCAAUGUGAUCGAACCGAGGGGGAGAUUCGGCCCACAAGUCGACUUUGGCGAAGAAAAUGCUUAUUUACUGUGUCAAGUUGCCGAAAACCGAAACAAAUCCUAGCACAAACAGGAAGCAAAAACACGGGACACGGAUCAAUGUUUCGGAACUCCAACCACCCUAAUCCCAAAAGAGUUCACUAUUGAGAGGAGAUAAAGAGACCUUGGGAUUUGGGAUUUGUUAUAAGCUAGGUGUAAGAUGUUGUGAAACUGUUUAGCAGCAAGGAGGCAAAAUGCAAAACAGAUGUUAAUGUAACAGGUGUCACCAUCCCCUGCUCGCCACAAAACAAAGCUUGUAAAUAGUGUAGCCAGCAGCAGGGGAGCAGCAGUGUCACACUACCCUACCAAUGUUAGAGAGAACUAUGUUUAAAAAAGCAAACGUUGAAACAGAGCAAACACCCACUUAAACAUUUAAAACAAACACUGAGAAAUCAAAUACUAAACCCCACACACAGAAACAAUAAAACAGAGUAUAUAAAUUCCUUGAAACGGUGUAGCAGAGGCCCGGAAAGGCCUCGGGCAAACCUACAUGAACGCAAAACAAUAAAUGUGCUGCUGCGCAGCGUUGAUAAUGAUUGACGAAA
Molecule: messenger RNA, 4824 nt
Organism: Anopheles gambiae (African malaria mosquito)
Lineage: Eukaryota; Metazoa; Arthropoda; Insecta; Diptera; Culicidae
Exons: 6
Coding region: 3158-3691 (177 amino acids)
Source: RefSeq, a predicted model, not a curated record